AGAAUCUCGUCAAAGUGGGUUUAAAACCUUAUGUGCGGACAAACGAUCACAAAUGACUGAGCAAAAGACUAUGGAGGUACGGCUUGCGAUUGGCGAACGGGAAGUUGGCGAGGGACUUGAAUCUUCCGAAAAAAACUUCGAGGAGUUUGAUUUCAAAUGCGGGCACACUCCCGCAGCAGAUACACUUUUACGGGAAACCAUUAGUCAACUAGAAACCGCGUUACGCGAGUCUACAAAGCUGUUAGCCCAACGGGACAACGAAAUUAACAGUUUAAGAAACGAUCUUGAUUCGUGCCGUCGAAAUAGCGAUGGAAACGUCAGCGCCGCCCUUGAAGAGGAAGUAAAGAAUUCUCAGAAACGAGUUCUCGAUCUGGAAAAGGUUAUACAACAGCUUCAACAAGACAUCGCCAUUUACAAAGCAGAGCGAGAGAGCAUGCUAACGAAUGCUGAUCAACUUGAAGAUGAAACUGUCUCGGGACAGACUUGUUAUUGCGGGUCGCUGUGUGGUGCCAUGAAAGAAAUGGUUGAAUUGAAAAAGAAACUGCAAGUAACAGAACAAAAGUACAGCAAUCUCAAACGAGCUUUCAAGAGUUUGGAGCGAAGUAAGCUUUUGCACAAGUCUUUCAUGGAGAAUUCUACAGUUCAAGCCGAGAAAAAGAAAGGUAACAAUGCCGUCAAUAGUUUGGAUGAUUUUGAGAUAAAUUUCUUGGAUGAUGAUUCUGAUGGAGAAAAAGAAGAAGUUGAUGAUAGAGUAUUGACUUCAAAGAAAGAUCUCUCAGACACCGCUUCUGUAACGUCGAAUUCAUUAUUAAGAGCUACCAUCUGUGAGCUGGAGCGAGCGUUGACGGACACGAGAAGGCUUCUAUUAGUACGAGACAAAGAGAGCGCUACUUUACGUCAAGAAUUAGAAAAAGCACGCAAAGAUCUUCACAGAGAGCAACAGGUUAGAAAAAAGCUUGAACGAGAAAGCGAAUCGAAGGAGGAGAAACGCCGCAAGGACGAAAACGAGAAAUCAAAAUUAAUAGAGGAAAUCAAAGAACUAAAAGAGAAGCUGCGAGAAUUUGAAAAUCCGCAGCAAAGCAGCGAUCCAGAGGAGAUUGUACCUUGCUGUUCUUCUAUGCACGAGUUAGUUGAGCUGCAGCGUAAAUUGAAAGAAACUGAACAGCAAUUAGCAGAUUUUAAGGUAAACAACCAAUUACUGGGCAGCGAGCAAAAAAUGUUGGCCACGAUGCCACAGUUACCAAACGGAAGUGCAUCACCUAAGAACCAUAAACAGACUCAGAGAGAAAUGCAGACGCAGCUGAAAUUGAAAUUUCUACGAGAUGCUUUCUUCUACUAUAUGAUCGACUUCCACGCAGAUGAGCAGAUGAGGGCCAUUUUAGCAAUUCUAGAUUACGAAGACAGAAGACAUGAUAUCAUCAUUGAAUCGCAUAAAAUGAAGAGACAGGGCAAAAAAUUCACUGUGACUGAGGUUUCUAGUAGGUCAUUGACAUUUGUGCAAGAGGAGAAACUUUAAGGAGGCUAUUUCACUGUUUUGAGCGUCAAGAUGAAAAGCGUUUCAGUAGAAUUAACGAUUGAAAUAGUCGAUUGCGGAGUUAGAUAAAAAGCGUUGGAUAAGAAUAAAUCAAAUAUGAGCCAAGGUGGUUAAUAUUAACGCGAAUUGCAAAUUCCAAUCGUGCUGUGAACAGACUAAUUUCAGCUUGAAGGAGACCAUAAAUAUAAGUUUGGUAAGACAGGAAAUAAAAAAGGGACAAAAAUAAUCCAAGAAGUAAUAAGGAUGGACAAGACUGACGCAGAUGUAAAGUUUGUCUUGCAAGAUAGAAAACCACAA
Molecule: messenger RNA, 1831 nt
Organism: Pocillopora verrucosa
Lineage: Eukaryota; Metazoa; Cnidaria; Anthozoa; Scleractinia; Pocilloporidae
Product: ELKS/Rab6-interacting/CAST family member 1
Source: RefSeq, a predicted model, not a curated record